AUGGUAGGCCCUUCCAAAUCGGGAAGUUUUUCAACCCUGACUUCCCGCCAAAAUAUCUCCCUGGAAACGCCUGAAACUGUCCAUAUAUGGCUCCCGCUAAAAACAACAAAGAUGUACGCAGGAAAGGCCGUUCUUGUAAUAGGCGGAAGCAGCGGGCUGGGCCUGGCACUUGCAAAAGAGAUAAAGCGGCGGGGCGGAAUCGUGACAAUCUCCUCCCGGAGCAUUUCCAAGCUCGAGCAGUACAAGCCCGAAUACAAAGUCACAGCAAUCGACAUCACAGAAGAAAAGUCUGUCCGGAAGAUCUCAACGGAGUUUGACAUGGUCUUUUGCUGCCCAGGAUUUGCAGUCCCUUCGUCGGCCCAGGACAUAUCCGCGGAAGUAACAGAAAAAAUCAUGAAGUGUAACUUUUUCGGGGCAGUACGGGUUUAUUCUCACUUUUUAAAGGCUGUUUCCGAGACGAACCGGAAGAGCCUGGUCUUUGUCGCGUCAACGCUGGCCUUGCAUGCAUUCAGCGGGUACGGAAUGUAUGCCCCCAGCAAGGCUGCACUCUCGUCGUUUUACGAGGCCGUGCACGAAGAGAGCGCGAUUUUGGGCCUGGACACAUAUAUCUACUACGUAUCGACAAUUCUAAGCCCAGGAUUCGAGGAGGAGGAAAAAAUAAAACCCGUAGCCACAAAGAAAAUCGAGGGAGCCUCCCGAACGCUUUCUGCGCGCCCGGAGAAUAGGGCCCGGACUCUGCUCGAUGAAAUGCGCUGCAACAGGGUCAUUUACUCGGACUUCGUCACCCGCAUGUUCAGCAAGGCCUCGGAUAUUCGGUCUGUGUCCGACGUGCUUGCCUGGAUUGCGGCACCUCUGUUUUGGUGCGCGUUUAAGCUGUACUGCACGUACAUAAUCAGGAGAGAGUGCAGGAAAAACGUAUAA
This is a messenger RNA of Nematocida major, 921 nucleotides long. RefSeq names its product 3-dehydrosphinganine reductase. The record is from RefSeq and is a predicted model, not a curated record. Gene Ontology annotation, cellular component: endoplasmic reticulum membrane. The transcript has a single exon. Gene Ontology annotation, biological process: sphingolipid biosynthetic process. NCBI's taxonomy places the organism in Eukaryota, Fungi, Microsporidia. Gene Ontology annotation, molecular function: 3-dehydrosphinganine reductase activity. The coding region runs from base 1 to 921 and encodes 306 amino acids.